Thunnus maccoyii (southern bluefin tuna) is the source of this 5260-nucleotide messenger RNA. RefSeq names its product glutamate receptor, metabotropic 2b (gene grm2b). The transcript has 6 exons. The record is from RefSeq and is a predicted model, not a curated record. Gene Ontology annotation, cellular component: membrane. Gene Ontology annotation, molecular function: group II metabotropic glutamate receptor activity. NCBI's taxonomy places the organism in Eukaryota, Metazoa, Chordata, Actinopteri, Scombriformes, Scombridae. Gene Ontology annotation, biological process: regulation of synaptic transmission, glutamatergic; G protein-coupled glutamate receptor signaling pathway. The coding region runs from base 382 to 3060 and encodes 892 amino acids.
CCGGACUGUAAACUCGCACACAAGGUGGCUGGCAGGCACAAGUUGGAGAGCACCGAGGAGUUUGUCUGACUUGCCAAUGUGACCGACACUUCAGAACCAAGGACAGAUCCAAGCCGCUGCCUGACAAACAUGCUCAAAGUGAACAACAUCUGGACUCUGCUCGUCACAUGAAAUUUCCUCACGUUGCCCGUUUAUUGUCGCACGGCUUGUGGGGAAGAGACCUGCAGAUAUAUCCGACAAGAUAGAUCCACAGCUACGACCAGGAAAUAUCAAACAUGCUGCACUCCCUGAGAGAAGACUUGAAAGUCAUUCGCCUCCCGACUCUGUAAACCUUUGCUCCUCUCUACUUCAACCAGCUGAGCCCUGCUACCUGAUCUUGCCAUGCUGAGUAUAGCGCUCUGCCCAAGGUCAUCGGCCAAUUCUGCCCAUUACUGGCCUCUCCACAUGCUCCUGUUGGAUCUGCUGAUACCAGGAGUCCUGCCCAGCAUCUCCAGAUUACCUCCCGCAGCCAAACGUGAGAUCAUCAUGGAUGGAGACUUGGUGAUUGGAGGCCUGUUCCCGGUGCACCAUAAAGGUGACGGGAUGGAGGAUUGUGGUAAGAUCAAUGAGGAGAGAGGGAUCCAGAGACUGGAGGCCAUGCUGCUGGCGCUUGAUGAGAUUAACUCCAGUGAUCGCAUCCUUCCUGGACUCCAGCUAGGGGCCCACAUCUUGGACACCUGCUCGAAGGACACCUAUGCUCUGGAGCAGUCCCUGGAUUUUGUCAGGGCCUCCCUCACCAAGGUGCAUGAUCCAGGCUUCAUCUGCCCAGACGGCUCCAGACCCAUCCAAAACGAGGUUCCACUGGCCAUCUCAGGGGUCAUCGGAGGAUCCUACAGUGAUGUUUCCAUUCAGGUGGCCAACCUACUGCGGCUGUUCCAGAUCCCUCAGAUCAGCUAUGCCUCCACCAGUGCAAAGCUCAGUGAUAAAACACGCUAUGACUACUUCGCCCGCACUGUGCCCGCUGACUUCUACCAGGCCAAGGCCAUGGCUGAGAUCCUGCGUUAUUUCAACUGGACAUACGUGUCAACAGUAGCGUCAGAGGGCGACUAUGGUGAGACUGGCAUUGACGCCUUCCAGCAGGAGGCCCGCACUCGCCAAAUCUGCAUCGCCACUUCAGCCAAGGUGAGCCGCUCCAUGAACCGCCAGGGCUAUGAGAAUGUGAUCCGCUCCCUACAGCAGAAGUCCAACGCCAAGGUGGUCAUCCUGUUCACCCGCAGUGAAGACGCCCGUGAGCUGCUGGUGGCUGCUACUCGUAUGAAUGUCACCUUCAUUUGGGUGGCCAGUGAUGGCUGGGGGGCACAGGAGAGUGUGGUGAGGGGCAGCGAGACGGCGGCAGAUGGAGCUUUUACUAUCGAGUUGGCCUCCUAUCCAAUCAGAGAGUUUGAAGACUACUUCACCAAGCUCAACCCGUACACCAACACAAGGAACCCAUGGUUUAAAGAGUUCUGGGAGCACCGGUUUGGCUGCAGCCUCGAGGAAGCUGGCUGCAGUGACCACAGCCUAAGAGAUGGAACUUUUGAGCAGGAGUCUAAGAUCAUGUUUGUGGUAAAUGCAGUCUAUGCAAUGGCGUAUGCUCUGCACAACAUGAGGCAAGCAGUGUGUUCCAACACGUCCAAGGUCUGUGAUGCCAUGAAACCAGGUAACGGCAAAAGGUUCUACAAGGAGUUCAUCCUGAAGACCAAGUUUGAAGCUCCAUUCAGACCUGCAGACACAGAGAACAUGGUGCGCUUUGACUCAUCUGGCGACAGCAUCAGCCGCUACAACAUCUUUCAUUACCACAAAGAAGAGGGGAAGUUCAUCUACAGAAAGGUCGGCUACUGGGACCAGAACCUGAUUUUGAAUACCACCGGGGUAUCCUGGCAUGGCCCUGUGCCACCCACUUCUCAGUGUAGUGACCCCUGCAGGAAAAACGAGGUGAAAAGUAUGCAGCCUGGAGAUGUGUGCUGCUGGAUCUGUAUCCCCUGUCAGCCCUACCAGUACCUGCAGGAUGAAUUCACCUGUGCUGACUGUAGCUUUGGGCAGUGGCCCCUGGCUAACCUGACAGGCUGCUAUGAUCUGCCUGAAGAGUACAUCCGCUGGGAGGAUGCCUGGGCCAUUGGGCCUGUUACCAUCUCAUGCUUAGGUAUACUGUGUACUCUGUCGGUAGUGGGCCUGUUCUUCAAGAACAAUGAGACGCCUGUGGUUAAAGCAAGUGGACGCGAACUCUCCUACAUCCUCUUGCUGGGUGUGCUGAUGUGCUACAGCAUGACCUUCAUCUACAUUGCCAAGCCUUCCACUGUCGUUUGCACCCUUCGCCGAUUAGGUCUUGGCACCUCAUUCGCUGUGUGUUACUCGGCUCUGCUCACCAAGACCAACCGAAUCGCCCGUAUCUUCAGCGGGGUGAAGGAUGGAGCCCAGCGGCCUCGCUUCAUCAGCCCGGCCUCCCAGGUAGCAAUCUGCAGCGCUCUUAUCUCCUGCCAGCUGCUAGUGGCCCUUAUCUGGCUGCUGGUGGAGGUGCCAGGGGUCCGGAAGGAGGUGAGCCCAGAGAGGAGAGACGUGGUCACCCUCAAGUGCAACAGCAGGGACUCCAGCAUGCUCAUAUCGCUCGCUUACAACUGCAUCCUCAUUGUCCUGUGCACUGUCUACGCCUUCAAGACCCGAAAGUGCCCUGAAAACUUCAAUGAGGCCAAGUUCAUAGGGUUCACCAUGUACACCACCUGCAUCAUCUGGCUUGCCUUCCAGCCCAUCUUCUAUGUCACUGCCAGUGACUACAGGGUGCAGACCACCACCAUGUGUAUCUCUGUCAGUCUGAGUGGUUCGGUGGUUCUCGGCUGCCUCUUCGCUCCCAAGAUCCACAUCAUCCUGUUCCAGCCCCAGAAAAAUGUGGCCACACUCAGAGUCACAGCCAACCGCUUCAGUGCCACAGUGUCUGCAUCUGCCUCUGCUCCCGGCUCCAGCUACUCUAAAGGAUCAGCCUCUAACUACGUGCCAGCGGUGUGUAACGGCCGCGAGGUGGUGGACUCUACAACGUCCUCUUUGUGAAAAAAGGCUCCUCUCUAAGCACAAGAGACCAUCCCAUUAUCAGUCAUCGCUUCAUCAAACGGGGCUGAGUGUGACGGUGCCCCCGUGCCAUCCAACAUGCUGCAGAGAGAUAACUCUGUCUGGGUAGACUGACUGACAGUGGCAAGGGUAACUCCAACUGUGAAAGCUAAAUGAUGUUUCCUGCAGUGAGCAGUAUGUAUCAAUUGUAAAGCCUUUUUUGUAUAGAUUUAAUAUGCUGUGAUCUCCUCAGUUUACAGAUAGAUGUGAUUAAAUGCACUGUGCCUUGUCCUAAGAAGUCUUGUUGUCAAAUGGGUGGUCGUGAAGCAAUAGUGUUAUACAAAAUUGUUAUACAAAAGGCUGUUCUUAUCUUGUCCUUACAGUGCUGUGAAUAUAUCCAAAUGUUUUAGACACUGACAAAAAAUGCUGUUAGAUAAAUUUAGCCCUUCUGUUAAACAAAAUAUGUGACUAACCAUAGUGAACGUGAUGAAAACUAGACAACUAGACAAUAUAAAGGACAAUGUGUUCAUGUAGAUUGGUAUAACAGUGUGUGCUUUCCUGUAAUUUAUGUAAAUAAAAUGUUUUUUGUAAUAUUAAAUGAUUAAAUGCCAUUGUGUUUGGGUUCGCAAUUGCAAUAUUUGACACUAUUCAAAGUGAGAGCAGCUAUUCAGAGGCAAUGACAAUGAUCUUUUUGCUUUGCUUUAUUGGAUUCGUAGCUCUUCCCUUGACUUCGGAAGCUAAUUUAAGCACUAAAAUUUCUGUUUAUUUUAGUUGAAUCAACUUAAUGGAUUGCCUCCUCUAAUUUUUCCAGAGUUUUAAAAAGGGACAACAGCAGAUGAUGUAUAGUUUUAUUUGAUUUUGAGUCUGUUCUAAUACUAAGACUUGUAUUGGUGCUCCAAUCUCUAAACUGUAACAACUGCUGUAACUAGUUGAGUGUGUGCAAUUCUACAUGUACAGUGCCUAAAAAAAUAUAUUCAUCCCACUUGGACUUUUUCAUUUUUUUAUACUGAUUGGAGUUUCCUGAUAUUAAAUUGUAUUGCCCAUCUAUAUACAAACCACCUGCCUGGUCUGUUUUAAUUGGUUAAAUGUACAUAAAGUAAACUCGCAGCCCAAACAACACGUAAACUGAAAUUUCAUUGUUAAUAUGUUUAACUGUAAAAAUAUAUUGCCUUUAACAUUUAUGUCAUGUACAAACUAUUAUUCCAAAUAAAAGUGUGAGUGAUAAAACACAAAUCUGAACCACUGAAAAGGACAGCAACAUCUCUGAAGAAGCCUAAGAUGACACCUGCAGGGGAAUUGAAGAUAGUGCAAAUGCAACACUUAGCAGGCUUAUCACUGAGACGUUAAUACAGCAACAGUAAUUGUCACCUCCGUUAUAUUUUCAUUAGACAGUUUGUUCCCCAGGGUUAUGCUAAUGAAUCGCUCUGUUCAAGGUAAUUAAAGGAUUUCAGCACACGUUGCUUCUGUAAAUUCCAUCCACUGAUACCGACAGUCACCUCACAGUAAUGUAAACUUCUUGAUAGUUGAUGAAGGCGCCGUAAUGCCUACAACAACCUUGCAGCAGUAGAAACACUUUCUGUGUGAUAAAAUAAAGGAUUUAGAAAAGAAAAGUUGGCCUGUGGUCUUAAGAGUGCCUUCAUCUUGCAAAGAGGUUUUUAAAAUAUUAAUAGUUGUACAAGUUUUGAAUGGAAGUGUUGCUAUUCUUUAUCAAUGAUUUUUUAAAUUAAUUACAGGUUCUCUACCAACAGAGAUAAAUGAUUCCACCGUACAGUUUAAUUUUACAUUUGGCUCUGAGAGGCUGACAACCAAGGAAGAAGCAGUUGCCAUGGUGACAUAGGCAGGGUCAAACCCAAACUUAACUAAUUUUGCUUCUCAAACUGCCUGUGGUGAUUCAUACAAAAGUGAUACUAACUCUUCUCAGCAGACACUUUCAGCAGCUUAUUUAUUAAAAAAAAACAAAACCCAACAACAAAUAAGUUUAAAAACACAAGUUUGAAUCAUAAGAUGGUAAGAGAGCAGUCUUGGUCAGCUUGGACAAGAUGUGGUAACUUCUACAAGACAGCCUCUUUUCACUUGGUCCAAUCCAGACACAGCACACCAGUCAUUCCUUCACUUAUGUGAACAGUGCUGGUGCAUUUAAAAACAAAACCACAGCUGCAAGUUUUUUUUUGUUUUUUUGUUUUUUUUUACAAAUAAGACUUAU